GUUUGUGCCGAAUAGAUGGUUGAAUGAAGUCAUUCAAAUAAAAGUGUUCCAUUCUUUUAUUCAUAAUUACACCAGCCGACAUCAUUCGGAUUGUUAUAAUCGAAAAGCGGUUACCGAAACUACCUCAUUAUAGUUAAUAUUGGGCUAUUGACAUUUCCAGAAUGAAAAAGAUGUUUAGUCGAAAGGAAACAAGUUCUUCAUUGCGUCCAUCUGCUGUGGCUCCCGCUUAUACCAUCGACAGAUAUUCUUCCUAUUAUCCGAUGAAUCAUAAAAAUCGUGGGAAGGCUAUCAUUUUUACGCACGCGGUGUUUGCUGUACCACAUAUAAAACUUCCCAAUCGCGCAGGUGGUGAAGUGGAUUGUACAACUAUGAAAGAUACACUAGAGCGACUAGGGUUCGAUGUAGAUAUCUAUGAGGACAAACGAUUAGAAGAUAUUCUUCAGAUAACUGAAAAAGUGUCAUCAAUGGAUCAUUCAAACAGUGAUUGCAUCCUAGUUGCGGUUUUAACUCAUGGUGACGAAGGAGAAAUCAUAUACGCCCAUGAUUGUCCAUAUCAGAUUUCCAGCGUUUGGACACAAUUCACGGGAGACCGCUGCCCUUCACUGGUAGGAAAACCUAAAAUCUUCAUCAUACAAGCUUGUCGUGGUAAUGAUUUGGACUGCGGUGUUAAAGUUGAAAAGGAUGGUGUAGCGCGUUACAGUAUUCCAACACAUGCCGAUUUUCUCUUUGCGUUCGCAACUAUUCCUGGUUUCAUGUCGUUUCGCAAUACUAAAAAUGGCUCUUGGUUCAUACGCGAACUGUGUAAUGAACUGAAUGAAAACGGUCAAAAAUACGACAUACUAACACUUCUAACGUUCGUUGUGCAGAAAGUUGCCUAUGGAUAUGAGUCAAUUGCACCGAACACCCCAGAAUUUCACCUCAAAAAGCAAACACCUUGCAUAGUAUCAAUGUUAACAAGGCUUUUGUUAUUUAAUUAUGUUUGAAGUUUAUUCCAAACAUAGUCUUCAGACAAACACCGUACCAGUUAGAUUGUUUUUUUUUUUGCUUUUAUAAGAAAUAAAAAAUGUUAUUAUCUGCCAA
Messenger RNA from Wyeomyia smithii (pitcher-plant mosquito), 1080 nucleotides. RefSeq names its product caspase-like. NCBI's taxonomy places the organism in Eukaryota, Metazoa, Arthropoda, Insecta, Diptera, Culicidae. Bases 162 to 983 code for a protein of 273 amino acids. Gene Ontology annotation, cellular component: cytoplasm. Gene Ontology annotation, biological process: apoptotic process; proteolysis. The record is from RefSeq and is a predicted model, not a curated record. The transcript has 3 exons.